Vicia faba (fava bean) is the source of this 933-nucleotide messenger RNA. Lineage: Eukaryota; Viridiplantae; Streptophyta; Magnoliopsida; Fabales; Fabaceae. The record is from the annotation of a GenBank genome assembly.
AUGCCAAAGUUCGCCAUCGUCAUGUAUUCUUCAAUCGUCAUGCCCCAAGCGAACCGACUUGUUGCAUUCUUCAAACAAUCAUUACCAUCCAUAUCAACCAGCGUUAAUGCAUUUCCAGCUCACCACUAUGCUGCUAUGUCAGAUCAAACUAACCUAAAUGAUGGAACUUCAGUUUCUAGACAAGAUAUUCAAGGAAAAAAUAUGUUUGGUUCAGUUGCUCCUGGUAUUAAUAACGGGCUAAAUAUGGAGAACUUGCAGCAAAUGAAUUCUGAGCAAAGAGAUGUACCAAUGGAAGAUUUUCACGUGAGGCAAGAACUGGCUGGAUCUUCCGAGACUUCACAAGACAAGUUGAUAGUGCAGGCUCCUCCACAUAAUGUGGCUACACUAGAUCCAACUGAAGAAAAAAAUUUGUUUGGUUCUGAUGACAACCCUUGGGAUGGAUUUGGCAGGAAUUCUGCUUUAAAUAUGCUGGAUGGUUCAUAUAGUUUUAGUGGAUUUCCUUCUCUUCAGAGUGGGAGUUGGAGUGCACUGAUGCAGUCUACUGUAGCUGAAACUUCUAGUAGUGAAGUGUGUAUACAAGAGGAAUGGAGUGGUCUAAGUUCUCAGAAUACUGAACGGUCAUUUCCAAAAGAAGGACCUUCACCCAUUAAUAGCAACAAACAACAAUCAGUUUGGCCCGAUAAUAAUUUGCAGUCAGCCCCCAAUAUAAGCUCAAGGCCUUUAAUUCGUCAAGAUGAUCUUAGCAGGCCUAGUUCUACUGUAACCUUUUCUGGUCGUCCUGGAUUUCAUCAGCCAGGUGCUGAUACUGCACAAAAACAAAAACCAGAUACAAUAACAUGCAGAUGCAUAUGUGGGGAAAUGGAUCACAAUACAAAAUUUCUAACUUUCCUAACUGUCGAACAAUUUUUUUCUAACAGCCCUCUAAACCUCUAA